This is a messenger RNA of Sphaerodactylus townsendi, 1922 nucleotides long. RefSeq names its product alpha-1-antiproteinase-like. NCBI's taxonomy places the organism in Eukaryota, Metazoa, Chordata, Lepidosauria, Squamata, Sphaerodactylidae. The record is from RefSeq and is a predicted model, not a curated record. Gene Ontology annotation, biological process: negative regulation of endopeptidase activity. Gene Ontology annotation, molecular function: serine-type endopeptidase inhibitor activity. Bases 147 to 1922 code for a protein of 591 amino acids. The transcript is spliced from 10 exons.
UUUAUGGGACAGCUUGACACCGUCGCCGCUUUCCUUGUCUCUGGCACCCGCGGUACCUCCUGCAGAUAGAAGCAGCUCAGCUGAAGCUCCUCAGUUAUCCUCGUUUGUACAAAGGGUAAGAAAAAAAGAGCCGUUACAUCUCUCAAAUGAAGGUUGUGAUCUACCUUUCCUUGUUGCUGAUUGGAGUUCAGUUCCAUUGUUAUCACCUCAUAGGACCCCGAGAUGUCCAUGAUAAUAAUCCAACUAAAAGUCUACCUGAUCAUUCGCAUCCCACUUCAGAAAUUAAAUGUUAUUAUGAAAGGGAAGCCUUGCACAAGAUAGCACCUUUUAAUACUGACUUUGCAUUUAGAGUCUACAAGCACAUGGCUUCCAAUCAGGCUAACCAAAACAUUUUAUUCUCUCCCACAAGCAUCUCCAUGGCCUUUGCCCUGUUGUCCCUAGGUGCCACACCUGAAACCCGGAGGCAGAUUUAUGAAGGACUUAGUUUUAACCUUUCAGAGAUUGAAGAGAAAACAAUACAUAGGGGAUUUUGCCGACUUAUCCACCUAUUUAACCAACCGGAAAAGCACACGACGAUGAAAGUAGGCAACGCUUUGUUCUUUGACAAGUCAUCAGAAGUUCUGCCUAAAUUUUUGGAUGAUGCUGAAACCUUCUAUGAUGCUGACAUCUUUUACACAAACUUCCUGAAUUCUACAGCAGCUAAACAGCAGAUAAAUGAUGAUGUGAUGAACAAAACUGAUGGGAAAAUAGUUGAUAUAGUCAGGGACCUCUGUGAACACACAGCCAUGACCCUUGUGAAUUAUGCUUAUUUCGAAGAUUACUGGAAAAACAGCUUCCAAGAUCAAUUAACUGUUGAAAAGGACUUUUUUGCACAUCAAAACAACACAGUUAGAUUAAAUUUUAUGUAUCAAAAGAGCAAGUUCAAAAUCCUCUAUGAUGAAGAUAUGUCUUGCUCGGUUGUGGUAAUACCUUGUAUAGGAAAUACUGAAGCCUGGUUCAUUCUUCCUGAUAAAGGGAAACUAAAAGAUGUAGAGCGCUCUUGGGGAAAAGAAAACCUUGAUAGAUGGAGAACAUCUUUUCAGUACAAAGAAAUAGAACUAUGGAUGCCAAAAUUUUCCAUUUCUACAUCCUAUGAUCUCGAAGAUGUGCUUCACGGGCUGGGCGUAACCAACAUAUUUGAUAGUUAUGCUGGUCUAUCCGGGAUCAUUGAAAAACACAAUCUGAGAGUUAAUAAGGCUGUUCACGGAGUACAGCUGGUUGUUCAAGAGGAUCGUACUCAGUCGAGUUCACGAUCAUCCACUGAGACAGUGCAAUUGAUUGAGAGUCAUAUUCAACUAUCUCAACCUUCUUCUCGGAUCUCAUUCGAUCAACCAUUCCUGAUAGUUCUCAUUAACCGAUCAACAGUCGUCUUCAUGGGAAAAAUUGAGAACCUAGUGUCGGACCUUCAAAUUGCCAAAGUCCAUACCUGGAGCCAGCGGACACUGCAGCUUCGCUUGGCUGCGGCUGCGCUGGCUUUUGAUGUACUUGAAGAACUGAUUUUCAUGAAAUGGAUUGCAUCUAUCAAAACGGAUAAAAUACGUUUGUAUAUUCCAAAAUUUUCCAUUUCUGGAACCUAUGAUGUCAAAGAUUUAAUGCAGAGACUGGGUGUGAAGGAUGUCUUUAGUGAUGAUGCUGAUCUAUCUGGGAUUACUGGAGAACCCAACGUGAAGGUUUCCAAAGCUGUUCACAAGGCCGUGUUGGAUGUUCACGAGGGAGGCACCGAGGCAGCAGCAGUCCCAGUUAUAGAGUCUGAAUUAGAUUCUGAUCAAGUCCCUCCUACUCCCACCUUCAAAUUUGAUAGACCAUUCUUAGUAGCAAUUGGUAAUAAGCCACUAAAGCACUUUACCUUCAUGGCAAGAGUUAUUGAUCCAACUGCCAAAUAA